Molecule: messenger RNA, 924 nt
Organism: Rhizoctonia solani
Lineage: Eukaryota; Fungi; Basidiomycota; Agaricomycetes; Cantharellales; Ceratobasidiaceae
Exons: 2
Coding region: 1-924 (307 amino acids)
Source: RefSeq, a predicted model, not a curated record
AUGUCAUGGCUGAAAAAGCACAAUCCCCAAAUUUUGUGGGAAAAGCAUACCCUUGUCUUUAACUCACUAUACUGUUCCAAUAAUUGUUUAUUGGUACCUGCUGUCUUGGAACUUAAGGCAACAGAAGAAACCCCUACUCCCUAUCAGGAAUUUUCCAGGGUCUUUUCUGAGGAGGAAUCAUCCAAAUUGCCGCCUCAUUGUCCUUAUGAUAUUGCUAUUGAGUUGCUCCCUGACGCAAAACCCCGGCAUGGCACCUAUCUUCCCCACGCCGUAUUCAUUAUUCCCUCCACACGCUCUGGCGUCCCUCAUCCCUACUCCCGUCCUACCAGCCGUUCCAGUCAACGUUCCGUGGCAGCCCGCUCCCAACCACCCUCUCGCGGCCCAUCACCCCCUCCGCAACACCUGCCCGGAAUGGAACCGGAGCCAACCCUUGCCUCUCUCCUCAAGGCUAUCCAAACCCUCACCAGCCAAGUUGGGUCCCUACAGGCCCAAAUCCACACUCAAGGCCAACAGCUCUCUGAGCUCAAAGCCAUAUGUAAGGAGACCAACAACCUCGUUGGAGACAAGGAUCAGGGCGGAGCCCAAGCCAAGCCUGGCCCAUCGACUGGGCCUAUCACUCCCCCCACACAUACAGGGGGAGAAGCGCACACUCCAGGAAUGGUUAGGCCUGGACUCAAGGCCCCUUUCCGCCCAUCAAGAGGAAUGGGCUUUGACUCAGAAGAAGAGGAAGAACCCAGGCGAGUCCCCAAAAGGGAGCCUUGCGACACGCCUAAGCGGAGCCUCAGCUCCCUCACCCCAUUUGAUUCAGGGUCCAGCGUAAAGCGGCCCAAAAUGGAGCUCCCCGACCCAUACAAGGGGGACUCUAGGGGAAGAAAGGCAACACAGUGGCUAGACCGCAUGCUACUGUGGGUCGCGCUUCAUUGA